AUGCUUACUCAUUUGCCGAGUUCCAGUUUAAGAGAUUUUACUCUUGUUUCUGGGAUAAAUUUGGAGUCUAUACUAACACCAAGCUGCGAGGAAACGUCUCCUGGUUGCUAUAACUAUGGAUAUUUACUAAGUUCGUACUGGGCCGAUGACAAUAGCGUGCGCAACGCGCUACAAGUAGAGAAGAGCAGUGGAGAUCACGAUAUGGGAGUGCCAUAUGUUGAAACUCAAGCAUGGAUACGAUCUCUCAAUUAUUCUAUUAUGGAUGAUUGGAGACCAUGGAUGAUAAACAGUGAGGGAGGUGGACACACUCUAGAUUUUAAGCCAGUAGAGAGCUUCAUAAUGUUCAAAAGAUGGAUAACUGGCCGACUUAUGUAA
This is a messenger RNA of Eruca vesicaria subsp. sativa (arugula), 375 nucleotides long. The record is from the annotation of a GenBank genome assembly. Lineage: Eukaryota; Viridiplantae; Streptophyta; Magnoliopsida; Brassicales; Brassicaceae.